This is a messenger RNA of Cladophialophora immunda, 1809 nucleotides long. RefSeq lists its product as uncharacterized. The transcript is spliced from 9 exons. The record is from RefSeq and is a predicted model, not a curated record. Gene Ontology annotation, biological process: transmembrane transport. Gene Ontology annotation, cellular component: membrane. Gene Ontology annotation, molecular function: transmembrane transporter activity. NCBI's taxonomy places the organism in Eukaryota, Fungi, Ascomycota, Eurotiomycetes, Chaetothyriales, Herpotrichiellaceae. Bases 1 to 1809 code for a protein of 602 amino acids.
AUGGCGGAGGAAGUCCAUCAAGAUCAUAUGAAGACUUCCCUGGCAUCAGAUCAGAUUGAAAUCGCCAACCAUGCCGUCAACGUCGUCCGGGUAGACGACGAGGAUCGCAAAGACAACAGCCGUGAUUCGUCAGAUUUGAAGGGUUAUUUUACUUCCUACCGAUUCAUCGGCUCGUUCAUUGCCAUUAAUCUUAUGGCCCAAAAUUUGUUCUUCGGGUUUUCAAUGCCUGCAAACGUGCUCACAGUGAUCAACGCAGAACUAGGGCCGUCAUCGAACUACACCUUGAUCGGACUCAUCUUCGGGCUCUGCAACGGAGUGCUCAUGUUAAUCGUAGGCCGUCUCAGCGACAUCAUCGGCCGGCGCUACUUCAUUCUCGGGUCGCAGGUUCUUGGGGUCAUAGGCCCCGUGAUUUGCGCAAACGCUACAUCUAUCAACAUGGUCAUCGGUGGCACCGUUGUGACUGGAAUUGCUGCUGGGACUCAGCAAUUGUAUGCCCUGUUCCUCCACGAAUUGGUCCCGAACAAAUACCGGGCUCUCACGCAAUCUGUUCUCACCGUUGGCAUGCUCCCAUCGAUGGGAUUCGCUCCUGUGAUUGCCCGUGCAUUUGUCCAGCACACAGCACUUGGGUGGAGAUGGUGUUACUAUUUGAAUGCGAUCGUUGCCGGAAUCUCGUUCCUGCUCUUCCUGUUCUGCUACUUUCCACCAAACUUCUACAUGAUCAACUCACGGUUGACGAGACUCGGAGAGUUUAAGCGGCUGGACUAUGUCGGCUUUGUCUUGUACACAGGUGGUUUAGUUAUGCUGCUCCUCGGAUUCACCUGGCCUCAAGGAUCCUAUCCGUGGAAAAGCGCCCACGUCAUUGCCGCACUCGCUGUGGGAGGAUGUACGGUGACAGCAUUCAUCCUCUACGAACUUUACGGGUCUCCUCGCCAGCCUCUCAUGCCGAUGAAGCUGUUGAAGAUCCGGAACUAUUCUGCCAUCAUCACGGUUGGUUCGGUGGGCCAAAUGAUAUACUACGCCCUGGCCAUUCUUUGGCCCAUUCAGAUUCAGGCUCUCUACACCACUAGUAAUAUCAAAGUCGGAAUCAUGUCUUGUACCACAGGCCUGGCAGUUCUCGUCGGUAUUACUGUAACUGGGCUGUUGUUCAAAAAGAUUGGCCAUCAGCGAUGGCAACUUGUUGCGGCGACUUCGCUGUUGGCCGCGCUGACUGCGAGUAUGAGUGCGGCUACCAAGGAUAGACAGGGUCUGGGCAUUGCUGCAACCGUAAUUGCAGGCUUUGCCAUCGGAUGGCUCGAACUGAUCGGUCUAGUCGUGGCUGGCCUCGUCGUUCCUCCCAACGACAUCGGAGCCGGACAAGGAUUCUUUGGAGCCACCCGGUCAGUGACCGGAAGCCUCGCAACUAGUAUCUAUGUUACGGUCUACUCGAGUCGCUUGGAAGCGGCCCUUCCAGCCAAAAUUGUCCCAGCCGUAGUGUCAGCAGGCCUCCCACAAAGCAGUCUACCCGGCCUCUUUCAAGCCAUUUCCAAGGGGACCCCUGCGGCACUGGAGAAGGUCCCCGGCAUCAAUGCACAAAUUCUUGGUGUUCUCGACAAUGCAAUCAAAGCUGCCAACUCGUCGGCACUCCGCGUCACUUACUUGAGCACUCUCGCAUUCGGUGGCUGUGCCAUAAUCUCGUCUCUGUUUGUUGGCAAUAUGAAUCAGUACUUGACAAACUUUGUCAACAAAACCGUCCAGAAGACUGAAUUCACCAAGACAGAGAAGCCCGUGACGGAGAAGGCCUGGGAACUAGAAGUUUCACGCUCGCACUAG